GUCACACGACUUAUCAUGUGACUUGAGCUUGCUCGCUUGAUAUGUGUUUACAAGUGUGUUAAUGUGUUGUUUUUGGUCAAUGUUACGUUCCAAGUUUAAGAUUUAAAUGUAAAUAUACAUUUUAGUAUAUUCUAGGUCUAAAUACCAAGAAAGGACGUUUGCGUAAAGUCAUUAUGUUCUAGAUUCUAAUUAAUGUAGACUAGAACUCUUGAUCUAGACAGCAGAGACUCAUGGGAAAUAUCUGUGACUGCUUCAAGGACCAUAAGCCACCAUAUGAACCUACCUCUAGGACGCCACUUUUGUCAGCACAGUCUGGUCCAGUGAACUCCCAACCAGCCACAAAUAAUGUUGGUUCUUCAGCUCGGAAAAAUAAGCUGGUACAGCAGGAGCUAGCUUCAUCUCUGGAACAUCUGACAGCCAUUAGUUUGGCUCCUGUGAAAACUGUAGCCACACUGGAUAAAACUUUUCAGGAUCACAGUAAGCUUUACAAUGACUUGUAUAACAACUUUUAUGAACUGAGGAAAUGCUUGUUUGAGUUCAAGAGUAAAUUUGUCUCUGAGACUGCUGGGAUACCAACAAUUGUUGACUGUCUGAAAGUUUUAUCCAAGAGAUGUGGUGGAGCUCAUCUGACUGGAUCCAGGACCAAAAACUGCAUACAGAUUGUGUAUGAUAAGCGAGAGGUGUCAGAGAAGUGUGAAGGUCCACCAGAAGAAGUUGUAGAGAUACUGGAGCUGUAUAACAGAACCAAUAAACUCAUUAAGAACAUUCUGGAUAAGGCUUCACAGGUAUCAAGUUCUAUACAGCUAGUUCUAGAGGAGGAGCAGAAACUGAAAAGGGAGGUAACCAAAGCGGACCCUGAUGGUAAACUUGGCCCUGAACCUUUAAAGACUACUGGAGAAAAUUUUAUCAAACUCCACAAAGUACCAGAAUACAUAGAUACCAUUCAAAAAUAUACCAACAAGGCUUUUGUGGAGAUUAUGAGUGGUUCUAAAGCUUUGUUUGAAGAAACCUGAUUUUUUUGUGUUGUUUUGUAUUAGCUAAGACAUUAUUGUAAGAAACAAAUGAAGACAAAUACACAUAGGACAUAUGAUUAACUAAUUGCAGGACAUAGGAUUAACUAAUUUCAGGACAUAGGAUUAACUAAUUGCAGUAAGGUCAUCCUUAUCAUCUAUUCUGCUAUUUGCUUCUUUUAUGAUUAGUUUUGUGUGUUAGGGUUGACAAUGUAGAGUUAGGAAGUGGAAAGUCAAAUGACAUCUAUAAAUGCCAUUUGCUCAAUCACUUCCUACAGUAGAUAUACCAAAGCAUUAUAUAUAUCUUUUAAAAUCAUUGUCAGAAAAGAUACACAGAAUCAUAGGUCAGAAAAAUGGAAAAAAAGAAUUGAUUGAUUACUUUAAAAAACAUUAGUUAACUUAUGUGCUACUAUAAAAACAUAAGUUAACUUAUGUGCUACUUUAAAAAGCAUUAGUUGCCUUAUGUGCUACUUUAAAAAACAAUAAUUACAUUAUGUGCUACUGAUGGACCAAGAAUCUUCAUGAUAUACUGUGAAUUUAUAUGAUGGAAACAUCAAUAUCAAUACCUUAUGUCCAUAAAUAGUUAAAUUAUCUAUUUUUUUUAAUGUGUAAUGCAAUUCAUAAAAAAAAUAUUUUCUUUUCUUUUUUUUUUUACCAUCUUCUACCUUUUUAAGUGUGUUCAAAUUACUAUAAUAAAUUUAUAUAAAUUUUACUUCUCUGUAAAAGUUUUUUUUUAAAACCCACUUAGAAUAGAUUGUUAGAGUGUUAAAUAUCAUGUUUAAUUAUUCUGAUUGUCUUCCAUCUUGUUAUAUAUGUUUAACGUCUUCCUGUUUUAAUUUUUUUUUUUGGAACGUUUUGAUUUGCCAUAUUUCUUAUACAGUAAAAGCAGUAUUACAAAUGUUAUUAUCAUUUUGUAACAUAAAAGACAUCAAGUUAUUUUGGAAAUUCAUCAAUUUUGAUGAGAAAUGAUACAAUUUUUUAAAAUAUAUAAAUGUUAUAAACAUGCACAUGUUUUGACCACUACAAGUUUCAGAAUUGGAGUCAAAAGAAGGUUGUUUUGUUAAUAUCAAGUUACCAUAAAAAUCUAUAUGUUUCAUUAGAUGGCUGCCAUAAUAUGUCAUGGAGUUCCAGUUGAUGGUGUUUUAUGUUUGAAUCCUUUCCACCCCUCAUCCCCUGCUGUUCUGCUGGAGGUUUGGGCUUGAAUGUUAUUCUUUUCAAAUCUGAGGGAACAUUGUGAAGAAAAAAACACAAUAUUUCACACAAUUCUAUUGUUUUGAUAUUGUCAUCAUAAAUUUCACAAAAGUCUCCAUUUGUUAUGUUUUUUUGCUUAUUAAGCAGAGAUAAUGUCAUAAGAUAAUGAAGUAAGUAUACAUAUUCUAUACUUGAAAAAUGUGAUAUCAUCUUCAAUUCUCAAACCCCUAACAACCACUAAUUGAAAUUUUCUUUUAAAUAGGAAAAUUAUUAUUGUUUUUUUUUAAAUGUUUGUACCAACUGGCAAUAUUUGAUGUGAUGGCAAAGUGUUGCUGGCCACAAAAAAAUCCUUAGUCUAUAUUUUACAACAAAAUUAAAACUCUAAUUAAAAUUGAUCUUCAUUUUUUUCAACCUGAACUGAUAUGCAUUUUAUUCUGUGAUAUUUUACUUUAUUUGAAUCAGUUUGUGUGUAUAAACAGUAUAAACAAUUUGAAUACUUGUAUUUGUUAUGUUAUAUUUUUUUUCUUUGAGUUUUUCGUAGCAUUCAGAUUGAAUAAUGAACAAUGUUACUUUUCUAUUUUUUUUUCCAAUUAAUGAAACCAUAUGAUUUCUUGUUCAUUAUUUUCUUUUAGAAAUUUUUAUUGUCUAAAUUAUCAUCAUUUUAUAUGGAGGCUAAUUUGUGAUGAAAUGUAAAACAAGAACUACUCUUUCAGAACUGAAGGACUGCACUAUGAACUAAAGAUGUGCCACAAAUCACAAUCUCAGCUUGCCUGUAAGAAGAUCCUUACGAUAAUUGGUGCAUCUCUUAUUUAUAAAUCUUAUUUAUAAAACUAAAAUGUUAUUUAUUUAGAAUAUGCAUCCUCUGUUUAAAAAAAAAGUAAAGUACCCCUUUCAGAUCUUGUGAUCUAUAGGGCAGAUGAUGUUAAGGUCAUCUGUUUAUUUGGCCAACGGUUAAUGAGCAGGGUGUUAUGUGGCCAGCACAUCGACUAACCGCCUUUACUUUCCCCAACUAAAGUCAGGUACCCUUUAGAGUUGGGUGGAUUCUGGGGCGCCCUAAAAAUCCCAGAAUUCAAAAUCAGUCUUCACUGAGAUUUGUACCCAGGACCCCAAAUUCGGAAGCCAAGCGCUUAACCACUCAGCCAUUGCUCCUCAUCCUCUAUUUGGGAUUCCUCAAUUCCAGAAAACAUUAAGAAACUGGAACAGACACAAAAUAGAGCAGUUAGAUUCAUAACGAACGAAUAUUACCCAAAUGGGCCGGUAGGACCACCUUAUCGGCCUCAUGAAUGCCACUAUAGAACUUAUUAAAUUGUUAAAGGUUUUAUAAUAUUCUCUUGUAAACGGGGCCCUCUGAGCGUCGUGUUAAAAAAGUCUUCAACAGUCUCUACAGUGAAAUGCUAAUUUAAGCUUACACAUUUUCCGAAAAGCAACAUAAGGCCUACUAUAUUUCUUCAAAAGAUACAGAGUUCAUUGUAUGCAUGCGCUCAGUUAUCGACACAUUAUCAUACUUAACAAAAUGAUUUUGAGGACAGGUAGAUCUAGAAUAGGAUGGCCAGAUUGUAUAGAAAUGCCCGGGCCGAUUUUAAUACCCAGUCCGCCACUGCUAGAACUAUUAAAUGAUGGAAUGGGUUGCCUGAGUCAGCCAGGAAAACCAAUGACUUGACAGAAGGGACCACAGUCAGAGAUGAGAUGACAGAAUUUGUCAUUGAUUAACAUCCAUGAUUGUAUUUACCUAAGGACACGCGCAAGUCAUAAUCAUAUUCUUUUUUGAAGUAACGUCUGUAUUUUAUAAGAUAAGAUAAUCCAACACUGAAAGAAGAAUAAGUUAGACUGUAUCUGCAAUAGAGUAGCCAACUAGUCCCUGACAAGAGCUUAAAUAAAUGUAUUCUGGAGAUUGAAAAUUGACAUUCAUUCAUUGCAACGUUUGUGUCAUUAAUACAUAUAUUUGUUUGUAUUAAUUAGCUUAUAUUCUCUCUGAGAUUUGAUCUAUAUUUAGACUAUUGUUAAUGCUUUGUUAUGGACAACUUAUGGAAAUAAAAAUAUUUAAAGUUA
Biomphalaria glabrata is the source of this 4250-nucleotide messenger RNA. RefSeq lists its product as uncharacterized. The coding region runs from base 231 to 1013 and encodes 260 amino acids. NCBI's taxonomy places the organism in Eukaryota, Metazoa, Mollusca, Gastropoda, Planorbidae. The transcript has 7 exons. The record is from RefSeq and is a predicted model, not a curated record.